Messenger RNA from Bactrocera oleae (olive fruit fly), 1659 nucleotides. RefSeq lists its product as uncharacterized. Lineage: Eukaryota; Metazoa; Arthropoda; Insecta; Diptera; Tephritidae. The record is from RefSeq and is a predicted model, not a curated record.
CAAAACCUGAAGGUGUUCCUCCGCCUUUGUUCCUUGCAAGUUGGAAGAGUAUGAAAUGUUCGGUUACAACCGAACUUAGCCCUUUCUUACUUGUUAGCCAUAUAUUUAUGAGCUGCGCGAAGCCUGACACUUUAGUCCUGUCCGAAUGAUUGAACCGGAAAGUGCAGAUAGUGGCGGGAUUUUUUGUUCGUUAUUUUUGCUUGGAUUGGUGAACAGUAAUGACAGUGAAAAGCAAUUCACAGCAUAUAAAAUUUCGGUUAUUAUAUACAUACAGACAUGUCAUUUGCAUGUAUAAAUGCAAAUAUAAGUUAAUGGCAUAAAGUCAGUGGGGAAAACCACAUAAACUUACAUGCAAAUAAACAUUCAUGUUGAUAUAUAAUAUAUGUAUAUAUACACAUGCAAAUGGAAUUUUUGCGAAAUACAUAGAUCUAACUCUAUCAGCCUAAGCGUACAUACAAACACAUCCAGGGUGGAUGACAUUGAUUUUGUGGCUUUGUGGCCAACUAACUCGCAAUAGUCGCAACCGCAAACUACAGACGACAACAGCGACAACGACGACAAUGUCUGUUGGCGGAAAUCGAAUCAUACACGACUUUGAAACUAAAGUAACAGGAUGUCAGCUUGAAGUGAAUGCAUGCCAAGAGUAAUGUGUGUGGUUUAGCGUUGAAGGACAUUAUAUGUAUAUAUAUGUAGGUGUAGGUAACGGCACUAUUAUGUGCAUAUUUAAUCUGUAGGAAAUUGUCAUAGUUUUGAUUGCAAUGGACACUCGAUCUGAAAUCGAUUGACAGCGGGAAAUUACAACGAACAUUUAAAUGUGCAUACAUACAUACAUAUAUACAUUUCGACUACAGCGCAAUUAGAAUAGCAGCCAUUAGAGUAAAAAACGAUUAGUGGAAAAAAAUUAAAAGAAAAAAUAGAAAUAAAAAGAAAAAAAUACAAAAGAAAUUAUUAAACUAGCUUAUAGAAAACGUGUGAGUAUGGGCUGCUCAACUUCUGCGCCAACCGUCAGCGAAGCAAACAAAGAACGAACCUUGUCGGCUAACAAAGCGAGCGGCAACAACACGGAUUCAAAAUCGAAAAUGAGUGAUCAAGAAAGUAGUGGAGACAAGGAUAAAUAUCCCGCUUCGGAAGCCUACGUAAUUCCGUUAAGUGAUGAGGCUGAGACAAAAGUAUACACCGCAGAUGCCCAGGAAGCAAAAGAUUUACUUGCUGCGACAGUGAAAAAGCAGCCGCCAAAACGUAUACAAGAAUUAAUGGAACAAGCGGCUGAAAAUGAGGCGGCCACUGUAAAUCUACAAGAUUUGGAGGAGAAACUCGAAAAGGCCGAAGAGCGCCGCAAGGAAUAUUUGCAACAAAAAAUUACAACAAUACAAAAGACCACGCAAUUGCUGACACAUAGCGGCAGUAAGGAGCUCAUAGAUAAGCUGGAGGCAACACAAAUAUUUGAUGGCGAUGAAGAAGAGAAACUCGACAAUCCAAACGACAAAGAAGGGGAGAAGAAGUAAAUAUUUUAGGCUUAAAACUACUUUAUGUUACAAUCAUUUGCCGGCAUAUACUCUAUAAGUAAAUAAUUACAUUAAAAUUAUAAAAUAAAUUGUGUAUUUAAGAAAUAUGCGCCUAAAAUACUGCUUUAGAAGUAAAAUAUAUGUUUCAAAAUAA